Salvia splendens (bonfire salvia) is the source of this 1563-nucleotide messenger RNA. RefSeq lists its product as uncharacterized. The transcript has a single exon. Lineage: Eukaryota; Viridiplantae; Streptophyta; Magnoliopsida; Lamiales; Lamiaceae. The record is from RefSeq and is a predicted model, not a curated record. Bases 1 to 1563 code for a protein of 520 amino acids.
AUGUUGAUACCACACCAUCCAAAUGAUGCAGUGCAGGAAAUCCAGGAUGCUCAAAAAGAGCAGCGGGCGGCGUUGGAGAUGCUGACGAAACAACUCUCUCAAGUUGCAGUAUCGCUGGGCGAGUUGAAGGGGAAUGAAGCUACUAUGCAACCACCUGGUCAUGAGAAUAUUAGUGAAGUAUCCCUGCGGUCAGGAAGGGUCUACCAAGGCCCCAGCCAUCCUGCGAUAUCUCCACCAACUGUUUCUGAACCAAGUCGUGAGGAAGAGGGAGAAUCCAGCAGAGGUGGUCAAGUGGAAGAAAAAGGCAAGGAAAGGGUUGGAGGAGAAGCCUCAGAAGAAACUCGGAAGGAAGAAACUGAAAGGGUUAAGCCCUAUCCGUACCGCGGAAUGGUGACGAGGAAAAGGGAUGCCACAAUCGACGUAGCAAGCAUGUUCAAGGACAUGGAUGUGAAGGUACCACUCUUAACGGCGUUAAAAAUGCCCCCGAUUAGUAAGUUCAUUAAAGACUACCUAGCAGGGAAGGUCAAUGAGGAAGGGAGACUAAUUACAAAUGAGAACGUCUCUGCCGUAAUCCAGAAAAGCGAUCUCCCCUCCAAGAAAACUGAUCCUAGAAUGUUCGCGCUUCUAAUUUCAAUCGGAGACAUUCAGGUAGAGCACGCCAUGUGCGACUUGGGGGCAUCUAUCAAUGUUCUGCCAUACUCCAUCUACCGGAAGCUGGGAGAGGCCAAGCUAGUCGACACGGAUAUAAUGAUACAGUUGGCCGACAGAUCAUGUAUUCACUCUGAAGGAAUUCUGGAAGACGUUAUUGUAAAGGUGAAUAACUUUCUUUACCCAGCUGAUUUUUUCGUAAUCAAGAUGACAGAGCCCACAGCAAAGGAGUCGAGUGGAGUCCUACUGGGACGACUGUUCUUGUCUACGGCCAGCACUAUCAUAGACGUCGGCAAUGGGACGAUCAGUCUGGACUUCAAAGGAGAGCAGUAUACGUUCAAUAUCAAUGAGGCCAUGAAGAGGCCAGCCGACAGAGAAAACGUGUAUUAUGUGGAUGUAACUGAGCCCUUAGUGCAAGAAUUUUUGGAAGAAGAAAUUUUAAAAAGGCAGUUCACGGACUCAGCUGUAGAUGAAGAGGUCGAAAAGGAAGUAGAAGAGUGGUUUGAAACAAAUAAGGUUGGAGAAAUGAACGACCAAGCCGUCGCAGAAGCAAUAACAGAACUUUGUGAACGUCCAAAGCCAACUGGGUCGAGUAAGACAACUCAAGUAUCUAGCAUUGCAAAGCAGCUUGAUCAAGGAAAGCCACUGAGUGAUGAAGCUGCAGAGAACCCUCUGCCCACCGAGGAGCCAAAGCCCGCAAAAGAGUUGAAACCUCUUCCAGCACAUUUAAAGUACGCCUUCCUGGGAAAAGGCGAAACUAUGCCCGUCAUUAUAAACUGUCAAUUGACCCAAGGGCAGGAAGACAAGUUACUGGAAGUAUUACGAAGGAAUCAGAGGGCUAUCGGCUGGAAGCUGACAGACUUGGUGGGCAUUAGCCCGGAUUUGUGUAUGUAUCACAUCCGGUUGGAGGAAUGA